This is a messenger RNA of Darwinula stevensoni, 441 nucleotides long. The record is from the annotation of a GenBank genome assembly. NCBI's taxonomy places the organism in Eukaryota, Metazoa, Arthropoda, Ostracoda, Podocopida, Darwinulidae.
AUGGUGUUCGUUCUGGGCUGGAUGUGGAUGGCUUUCUUGAGCUUUGACUGGACAGAACUAAGGAGAGUUAUCGCUGUUACAGGUUCUUGCGACAUUUCUCAUUGGGAGACCUUGCUGCCAAUUGCUGUGCAUGGCCGGGAUUUCGAGACCAAUGGUUUGGAAUCAAACAAGACCCGCCAGGAUGGAAGAAUUGACGGAGGACGUGAUGAUUCCAUCGAAAAUUACCCAUGGUUAGUUUCCGUGCAAUACCGCACCGGUGACAGGAAGCAUUUCUGCGGAGGAUCUAUUCUGGACACCCGCCACGUGAUAACUUCUGCCCAGUGCUGUGGCGAACACACACUCGACGGCAUUCAGAUAAGAGCAGGCAGUAACUACACAGAUAAAAAUGGAACACUUCGCUACGUCUCCAGGAUUCGAAAGCACCCGGAUUUCGAUAUGUGA